CGUUUCAGUAGCAUCCCCCCCGCCCCCAACGUGGACGCGCAUACUGCACUAUCGCAGACGAAAAGGAAAGCGCAAAGAAGCUUUCCUCUCUUUCCACCCAGCAGUUGGAUCAUUUUGGACAAUGCUUCGCUGCGAAGCGUAAAGCCAGGCACGCUCGUCUUGCUGUUUUUUGACUGGGUUUUCGCAGCGCGAGGAACUAGCCGCCACCCCUCUUAUCUCUCCAACUGCCGCCGCCGCUGCUAAACGCUGCUUCGCCUUAGCAGGGUUUACCUCCAGUUGAUUGCAGAGACGUAGCGGCCUCGGACAAUAAUUACGCGUAGAAGUUUUAACCAUUGCUUUAUUUCACGCCUCCCCUCUCCCAGGGCACUCGGUUAUGGGAAUACGGUGCUAAGAAAAGUGAAAAGUGGGAGACGGAGUAGCACUACUCUCGGCAAGACUCGAAGGAAGACUGGGAUAAAACCCAGAAAUGAAGAAAACCCAGCCAACAGCGACCACAGAAACUACGGAAACACAGUGACAGAUGGAAUGGAGACUGUGCCAAGAAUACAGUAUGGAAAACAAAGAAAUAAGCGUGAGUGUUUGUGAGCCGUGAAGGGGGUAAGGAGGGGUGGGUUUAUCCUUGAUUUUGGAGGUUUCAGAGGGAGUGGUGGCGUUCUGAGGAUCGGCAGACGGCACCAACAUGUAUUCUCUCGGUCUGCCUCCCAGAAAUAGUGUGUUUGCACAGCUGACCACCGUCAGAAGCAUCGUUUCUUUGGAAACAUUGUGUACUACACAGACAUUUUUACUACCAGUGCAUCUUUUAACUACAGUACACAGAAGAGACAACAGAGGCAUUGGUCUGAGGAAGCAGCUGUCCUUCAGAAGGGAACUGCCCUGAAGCAUGACCACCUGUCACUGGAGAGAGUCAGAAUAGCGUGCCCCAGUGAUUCUCAUGGGCAGCAUGUCAUCCCCUUUCUAGCUCCACCAAGGGCCCAAACACACCCAUCUGCCAGCUUGGAUAACCCUCGGGCUGCUCAUAACACAUGUUUGACUUGAUUGGAUUUGACCGCAGCACUUUCCCAAGCAGCCCCUAUCUGCAUCAUGCAGUGGCGACGGCGACACUGCUGCCCCAUCAAGAUGACCUGGAACAUCAAGAGGUCACUCUUCCGCACACAUGUAGUGGGCCUGCUGUCGCUGGCGUUGCUCUUCACGAUCUUCCUUUUCUUCAGCCACCAAGACUGGCUGCCCGGUCGACUCGGAGUCAGAGAGAACCCGGUGGCCUACACGAUGCGUGGCUUGCGUCCCGUCAAAGAGCGCGUCGAGGGCAAUCAAAGCUCGCUGCGGGGUCUCUGGAAGGACACAGCUUACGCAGCCGCCAAGCCGCCCGUGAACUUCAGCUCUCACCAAUCUGAGGUUUCCAGUCAAGGCAUGGUAGGACUGGACAGCUCUCUUAGUGCUAACAACACUAACACCAACAGCCUGCACAGGGAGAUGGGUGUGGGGGGACAGCUGGCGCCUCAGCCAUACCGCUAUGUGCUCAAUGAGCCCUAUAAAUGUCGAGACAGCAGCACCUUUCUGAUUCUGCUUAUUGCAGCAGAGCCAGGGCAGGUGGAGGCCAGGAAUGCCAUCAGGCAAACGUGGGGGAACGAGAGUGUGGCGAUGGGCCUGGGCUUCGUGAGGCUCUUUCUGCUGGGAAUGGCGAGCAGCCGCAGUGGCUAUCCUCAGAGCGCCAUUAAGGAAGAGAGCUUGCAGCACCACGAUAUUAUACAGCAGGAGUACAUGGACACCUACUACAACCUUACCAUCAAGACAUUGAUGGGCAUGAACUGGGUCGCAGAGUACUGCCCACAAGCCCGUUAUGUCAUGAAGACAGACAGCGACAUGUUUGUCAAUACAGAAUAUUUAAUUCAAAAGUUGCUGAAGCCAGAGCUGCUAUCCCGUCACAACUACUUCACAGGCUACCUAAUGCGAGGCUACGCACCCAAUCGCAACAAAGACAGCAAGUGGUACAUGCCUCCAGAACUCUAUUCAAGUGAAAGGUACCCCAUAUUCUGUUCGGGGACAGGUUAUGUGUUCUCUGGAGACAUGGCAGAAAAGAUAUACAAGGCCUCAUUGAGUAUACGACGCUUGCACCUUGAGGACGUCUACGUUGGGAUCUGCUUGGCCAAACUGCGCAUUGACCCAGUACCACCACCGAAUGAGUUCCUCUUCAACCACUGGAGAGUGUCCUACUCCAGCUGCAAGUACAGCCAUCUGAUCACUUCACACCAGUUCCAGCCCAGUGAGCUCAUUAAGUACUGGAACCACUUGCAGAGCAACAAGCACAAUGCUUGCAUUAACAUGGCUAAGGAGAAGAGUGGGAGGUUGCGUCAUAGGAAGCUGCACUGGGAAAAUCUCCGGUGAUGACCACAAGCCAGGGUUUGGGGUACCCCAGUGUAUUAGAAGCAUGUUUUGAAAUUCAGCACUAUAUAUAGGAAACAGCACAGUGUUUUUGGUAUUGUGUACAGUCAAUUAAAGCUAUUUUUUUAAUUUGAGAGAUGUCAUGUAUUGUACAUCUGUUGAACUCUUUUUGAAAAAGGAUGUGAGGUCCAUGUUUAUGUGCAAUAUAUAGCAUGCACAAAAAUAUAAAAGGUGAGAUCACCAUUUUUCAGGUGCCAAAACAAAUUUUUGACACAUUACAAGGGUGUCAAUUUUCUCUCUAAAUCUUGUAUUAAUAUGGGGCCAAUUUGAUCAUAUUUCUGUAGAAGACACUGGAACUCACAAUUGGUAUAUUCUUAAGAUUAUACAUUUAUUUCUUUAAGGUGCUGUCAAAGAUAUAUACCCCUGACUUUUAAAUACCAAAUGAUCUUCAUUAUUUCAAUCUACCUUAACCUGCAAGUGGUUUACAAGAAACAAACCAAAUCUCAUACCAUAUGUAAAAUUAAAGCAGAAUAUAUAAAUUAUAAACACCAUCUGUACCGUUAGAGAUAAGAUUGUAUUUUUCAAAGCUUUACAUUGACCAGUAUUGGUCUACCCUUAAUGAGGGCAAAAUUAAAGUUAUUUAUUAAAUGUAUUUCCUUCUCAU
Messenger RNA from Electrophorus electricus (electric eel), 3043 nucleotides. The record is from RefSeq and is a predicted model, not a curated record. Lineage: Eukaryota; Metazoa; Chordata; Actinopteri; Gymnotiformes; Gymnotidae.